CACACACAAAGUGAGAGAGAGAGAGAGAGUCGACAAACACUUUAAUGGCGUCACCAGUGCUACCAUGGAAGACGAAGAUCGUCCUCACCAUCCUCUCCGCAGUUACAGACACCGUGCGUCGCCCUAACGGCACCAUCAACCGCCGUUUGCUCAAGCUCUUAGAAUUCAAAACCCCUGCCAACAACGAACCCGUAAGAGGUGUCAAAACCUCCGACGUCACCGUCGACGCAAACCGAAACCUCUGGUUUCGCCUCUUCACCCCAACCGAAACUACCAAAGGUGACGUUAUUCCUCUCCCCGUCAUCAUCUUCUUUCACGGCGGAGGAUUCUCUCUCCUCACAGCCGAUUCCAAAGGCUACGACGAAGUCUGCCGUCAAUUCGCCAUUAAAUUCCAAGCUGUCAUUGUCUCUGUCAAUUACCGUCUCACACCAGAGCACCGAUUUCCGUCACAGUACGAUGACGGAUUUGACACACUUAAAUUCCUAGACGAAACCGAUUUCGACAAAUUUGGUUUCCCGGCAAAUGCCGAUCUCUCCAAGUGCUUCCUUGCCGGUGACAGUGCCGGCGGCAAUCUUGCUCACCAUGUCGCCGUCAGAUCUGGGAGAGCUGAUUUCAAAAGAGUGAAAGUGAUCGGUCAGAUCUCGAUACAGCCGUUCUUCGGCGGCGAAGAGAGGACUGAGUCGGAGAUUCGUUUGGUGAACGCGCCUCUGAUAUCGGUGGCGAGGACGGAUUGGAUGUGGAAGGUGUUCUUACCGGAAGGCGAGAAUAGAGAUCAUGAAGCAGUGAAUGUGAGUGGGCCGAGGGCAAUUGAUAUAAGUAAAGUUAAGUAUCCGGCGACGAUGGUGGUGGUGGGAGGGUUUGAUCCGUUGCGGGACAGGCAGAGGAAGUUCUAUGAGUGGCUCAAGAGAUUUGGGAAAGAAGUAAAGCUGGUGGAGUAUCCAAACGCGAUCCAUGCCUUUUAUGUGUUUCCCGAAUUGCCCGAAUCUUCUCAUUUUAUUACGGAGGCCAGGGAUUUUGUCCAUAAGGUAUGUGAGAAUGCAUAAAUUGCUAAAUA
Telopea speciosissima is the source of this 1054-nucleotide messenger RNA. Its product is annotated as probable carboxylesterase 18. Gene Ontology annotation, molecular function: hydrolase activity. The record is from RefSeq and is a predicted model, not a curated record. The coding region runs from base 45 to 1043 and encodes 332 amino acids. The transcript is spliced from 3 exons. Lineage: Eukaryota; Viridiplantae; Streptophyta; Magnoliopsida; Proteales; Proteaceae.